Dictyostelium discoideum AX4 is the source of this 374-nucleotide messenger RNA. RefSeq lists its product as hypothetical. Gene Ontology annotation, molecular function: DNA binding. The annotation marks the transcript as partial. The transcript is spliced from 2 exons. Gene Ontology annotation, biological process: DNA recombination; DNA integration. Lineage: Eukaryota; Evosea; Eumycetozoa; Dictyosteliales; Dictyosteliaceae. The record is from RefSeq and is a predicted model, not a curated record.
AACAAAGAAGUGGUGUUGUUUCAAUCUUAGAAUUAUCAUCAUUAGAUGAUACCAACUCUCAAGUAUGCCCUGUUCGCCACCUUGUAACAUACCUUAGAGCCUCUAAAGGAGGAAGAAAGCCCCAUUCGGGUGACUCUAGGAACUCAAUUGUACUAUCAACACUCUCAAAGUCAGGUAUUGAUAUUGUCAAGUUCAAAUCUCACUCUACCCGUUCCGCUAUGGCUUCUCUGCUGUUGUCAAAUAACGUUCCGUUCCACGUUGUCAAGAAGAUGGGUCGUUGGAAAUCAAAUGAUACUGUAGAUACCUUCUACGAUAAAAGAAUCAUUGGUGAAAAAUCUGGUGGUUUCUUAAAUACUGUCGUCCAAAUUUCAUAA